AUGAACACGGCCAUGGAAGGCAUCCUUACGGGAGUCAGUAAGUUUAAUGUUAGCUUUCUCAUACUCGCAGAAUCGAAUAGCAUGACACCCACCGAAGCGUCGAAAGCUAUUGACGCGGUCGCCGAGAGAUUGAUGCUGUUUAAAAGAAAGAUGGAUGCCCAGUUGCAGGACGAGCAAAGACUGGUGCAGCGAUGCAAACAGCGCGUGGAUCACAUUCUACUGCCCAACGCUGACGAUGAUAAACCGGUAUUCUGUCACCGACGCAUUGAGAGAAUAUUAAUAGAUUAUUUCUUGAGAGAAGGCUUCUACGAUACUGCCGCGGCGGUUGCAGCUGAUUCGAAGAUCGGCCAUCUCGUAGACAUUGAGAUGUUCGCGGACUCGAAACGGAUCGAAGAUGCGCUCGCGAGGCAAGACUGUGAGGAAGCUCUCGCGUGGUGUGUGGAGAACCGCAGUCGCCUGCGUAAGCAAGGUAGCACGCUUGAGUUCAACCUGCGCAAACAGGAAUUUAUGGAGUUGAUCCGCCAGGGUAAGCGCAACGCAGCCAUAGCGCACUCGCGCAAGCAUCUCUCGCCGUUCCACACGACUAACCUCAAGGACAUUCAACGGGCCAUGGGAUGUCUGGUAUUCAACCCUGAUACCACCUGCCUGACGUAUACGUAUCUGACGUCAAUGAAGCGGUGGACUGAUCUGCGCGCCCAGUUUCGAGACGAUAAUUUCAAACUGCACAGCUGCACGUCCGAGUCGAUGCUUAGUAUUAUACUCCAGGCUGGCUUGUCUGCCUUUAAAACCAAGAUGUGCUACCAACCGGAAAACAAAAGCCUCAAUUGCCCCGUAUGCGAUCCUUUGUUGAAUAAGCUGGCUGAGAAGUUGCCGUUCUCUCACCGUUUGCACUCGAGUUUGGUAUGCCGCAUCUCGGGCGAGCUGAUGAACGACCACAAUCCGCCUAUGGUUUUGCCAAACGGCUAUGUCUACAGCGAAAAGGCGAUCAAAGAAAUGGCGACCAGACACGACGGGAAAAUUAUAUGUCCACGCGGAGGGCAGCGUUAUAGGCUCGACGCCGUGAAAAAAGUCUACGUUAUGUGAGCGACUCUUGCGACACUCAAGAUGAAUCCGAAACUAUCAUUCCACCGGAUCUACAU
Sphaeroforma arctica JP610 is the source of this 1139-nucleotide messenger RNA. RefSeq lists its product as hypothetical. Gene Ontology annotation, cellular component: GID complex; cytoplasm; nucleus. Gene Ontology annotation, biological process: proteasome-mediated ubiquitin-dependent protein catabolic process. Gene Ontology annotation, molecular function: ubiquitin protein ligase activity; protein binding. Bases 1 to 1083 code for a protein of 360 amino acids. The transcript has 9 exons. Lineage: Eukaryota; Ichthyosporea; Ichthyophonida. The record is from RefSeq and is a predicted model, not a curated record.